UUGGCUAACGGCUGAGAUUCUGGUGCUUCCAUUAACGCCAUUCGUCAUCGCACCCGUUUGAUGCCAGCCCUGGGGCGGAAAGUUCCCGUCGCAUUCAUGAGGCGGGUCUACCGCUCGGCCGUAUAUUUUGAUUGGACUUAUUUCUCGCUAAGGCCUUGCUAAAAGUCGUCUUCUCAUACUCGGUUGGUCCCCUAGCCGGAAGCCCCCUCUUUGGGACUGAAGCCGUCGCCUUGCCCUCACCGCUCUCUGCCUAUUUUAUUCUCACCGAGAGAAGUGUGAGUGCGGCUUCACUGGAGCGGUGCAAUGAUAAAAGCCGCAUAUGCGGUAGGCAACACACCUAUCAGGCAGGAAAAUACCGGAGAAACAGCCUCACCCCGGUUCUUCUCGCACCACAGCCUUAUCCACUACUUGGAGCGGAACCUGAAGUGCCAGUAGAAACAUGACCAGGCCAACAGGGGGCGGCGCCAACGAUGUCACCCGCUUCCUGUCAUCAGGAGUGGGGCCCGGAUCUCCCACUUCCAACUCUAUGUUUUCUGCAGCCAGUCAGGCCGACUGGGCAGCUAAGAGGCUGGUGUGGGUGCCGUCAGAGAAGCUUGGCUUUGAGUCGGCCAGUAUUCGGGAGGAGCGUGGCGAUGAGGUGGAGGUUGAGCUGACAGACAGCCAGCGACGGGUCACUCUGUCCAGGGAGGAGGUUCAGCGGAUGAACCCACCGCGCUUCAGUAAAGUGGAGGACAUGGCUGACCUCACCUGCCUCAAUGAAGCCUCAGUGCUGCACAACCUGAGAGAGAGAUACUACUCUGGCUUGAUCUACACAUAUUCAGGGCUGUUCUGUGUGGUGGUGAACCCUUACAAGAACCUGCCCAUCUAUACAGAAUCCAUUGUGGAGAUGUACCGGGGCAAGAAACGCCAUGAGAUGCCCCCUCACAUUUAUGCCAUAUCAGAGGCUGCCUAUCGCAGCAUGCUACAAGACAGAGAAGAUCAGUCAAUUCUCUGCACAGGCGAGUCUGGAGCUGGGAAAACAGAGAACACAAAGAAAGUUAUCCAGUAUUUGGCUCACGUUGCCUCCUCCCAUAAGGGUGGCACUCUGGGUAGGAACAAGGAAGCUGUGCAGAUGGAUGGCUCAAGGUCCUUAACAAGAGGCAGUACUUUGGUGAACAGGGGUAUGCAAUAUGGCGAGCUGGAGAGACAGCUGCUGCAGGCAAACCCCAUACUGGAGGCCUUCGGCAACGCAAAGACUGUCAAGAAUGACAACUCUUCCAGAUUUGGUAAAUUUAUCCGCAUUAAUUUUGACGUGGCGGGGUACAUAGUUGGUGCUAACAUCGAGACCUACCUCCUUGAAAAGUCCCGGGCCACCCGUCAAGCCAAAGAUGAGAGGACAUUCCACAUCUUUUAUCAAAUGCUGUGUGGGACUUCAGAGGAGACAAAAGCGGACUUGCUCUUAGGAUCUGCUGAUGAGUACCGCUUUCUCACUGGAGGAUCCAUCCCCCUUCCUGGUCAGAGCGAUUCAGAAAACUUCACUCAGACCAUGGACUCGAUGGCUAUAAUGGGCUUCACCUCAGAGGAGUCAAUGUCUAUGCUUAAGGUGAUCUCUGCUGUGCUCCAGUUUGGGAAUAUUUCCUUCAUGAAGGAGAAGAACCAGGACCAGGCCUCGAUGCCUGAUAACACAGCUGCUCAGAAACUGUGCCAUCUGCUGGGCAUUAAUGUGCUGGAGUUCACCCGAGCCAUCCUCACCCCCAGGAUCAAAGUAGGUCGAGAGUAUGUGCAGAAGGCCCAGACGAAAGAACAGGCUGACUUUGCUGUGGAGGCGUUGGCAAAGGCCACAUAUGAGCGCCUGUUCAGGUGGCUGGUUCACAGGAUCAACAGAGCUCUGGACCGCAGACAGAGACAGGGAGCCUCUUUCAUAGGCAUCCUUGAUAUUGCUGGAUUUGAGAUCUUUCAGCUAAACUCCUUUGAGCAGCUGUGCAUCAACUACACCAACGAGAAGCUGCAGCAGCUCUUCAACCACACCAUGUUCAUCUUGGAGCAGGAGGAGUACCAGCGUGAAGGCAUCGAGUGGAACUUCAUCGACUUUGGCCUGGACUUACAGCCCUGCAUUGACCUCAUUGAGAAACCAACCCACCCUCCUGGUGUUCUGGCCCUGCUGGAUGAAGAAUGCUGGUUCCCCCGGGCAACAGACCGCUCAUUUGUGGAGAAGCUUUCUGCAGAACAAGGCAGCCAUCCAAAAUUCUUCCGAUCGAAGCAGCCACGUGGAGAAGCUGACUUCUCCAUCAUUCACUAUGCUGGCAAGGUGAACUACAAGGCAGAUGAUUGGCUGGUGAAGAACAUGGAUCCUCUGAACGACAACGUGGCAUCUCUUCUCCACCAGUCGUCUGAUCAUUUUGUGUCAGAGCUCUGGAAAGAAGAUAUUCAAACUCUUCCUCGUGUCUACUUCUUUGACUCCUAUGCCACACUGCAGGCUAAUGGCUCGGACAUGGACAGGAUUGUGGGUCUGGACCAGGUGUCGUCAGGAGAAAACAGUGGGCCGGUCACUUUUGGAGCAGCAGGACUAAAGACGAAGAAGGGAAUGUUCAGGACUGUCGGUCAGCUUUACAAGGAGUCUCUCACCAAACUGAUGGCCACGCUGAGGAACACCAACCCCAACUUCCUCCGCUGCAUCAUCCCCAACCACGAGAAGAGGGCCGGUAAACUGUCCCCCCACCUGGUUUUGGACCAGCUGAGGUGUAAUGGAGUUCUAGAGGGGAUCCGAAUCUGCAGACAAGGCUUCCCUAACCGCAUCCCUUUCCAGGAGUUCAGACAGAGAUAUGAGAUCCUGACUCCUAAUGCUAUCCCUCGUGCCUUCAUGGAUGGCAAACAGGCAUCAGAACUCAUGAUCAAAGCUCUGGAACUGGAUCACAACCUGUUCAGGGUGGGUCAGAGUAAAGUCUUCUUCAGAGCAGGAGUCUUGGCUCACCUGGAAGAAGAAAGAGACCUGAAGAUCACAGACACCAUCAUACGCUUCCAGAGCGUCUCCAGAGGCUACCUCGCACGCAAAGCCUUUUUGAAGAAGCAGCAGCAACUGAGCGCUCUGAGGGUGAUGCAGAGGAACUGUGCUGCUUACCUCAAACUCAGGAACUGGCAGUGGUGGAGGCUGUUCACCAAGGUGAAGCCUCUGCUGCAGGUGACCCGGCAAGAUGAUGAGAUCCAGGCGAGGGAAGCCCAGCUCCAGAAGGCCAAGGACAAUCUCACCCGAGUGGAACAGCAGUACACAGACCUGGACAGGAAACAUGCGCAGCUGUUGGAGGAGAAGGCAGUGCUAGCUGACCAACUGCAGGCGGAGGCAGAGCUGUUUGCAGAGGCAGAGGAGAUGAGGGCCCGGUUGGCCAAUCGGAAACAAGAGCUGGAGGAAGUGCUGGGCGAGCUGGAGAGUCGACUGGAGGACGAGGAGGAGAGAGGCGUGCAGCUGACCAGUGAGAAGAAGAAGAUGCAGCAGAAUAUACAGGAUCUGGAGGAGCAGUUAGAGGAGGAGGAAAGUGCCCGACAGCGCCUCCUGCUGGAGAAAGUCACUCUGGAGACAAAAGUUAAGAGUCUGGAAACAGACCUGCUGAAUGCAGUAGAGCAGAGAGAUCGACUCAGCAAGGAGAAGAAGCAGCUUGAGGAGCGUUUGAGUGAGGUGACUGAUCAGCUCACUGAGGAAGAGGAGAAAACCAAAAGUCUAAACAAGCUCAAGAACAAACAGGAGGCUGUCAUUGCUGACCUAGAGGAGCGCCUCAAGCGUGAGGAGCAGGGUCGCUUGGAGCAGGAGAAGUGGAGGAGGAGGAUGGAGAGUGACUCAGUUGAGGCCCAGGAGCAGCUGUCAGACUUAGGCAUGCUGGCUGCUGAGCUGAGGGGCAGUCUAGCUCAGAAGGAGAAGGAAAUCACCACUCUGCAGGGCCGGUUGGAAGAAGAAGGAGCACGGCGCGCUGAAGCACAGAGGGCUCUGAGGGAGGCCAUGUCCCAGGUGUCUGAGCUGAAGGAGGAAGUGGAGAAUGAACGAGGGAUGAGGGAAAGGGCAGAGAAACAGAGGCGAGACCUGGGUGAGGAGCUGGAGGCAUUGAGAACCGAACUGGAGGACACUCUGGACACCACAGCAGCCCAGCAGGAACUGAGGUCUCGUCGAGAGGCGGAGUUACAUGAGCUCCAGCGGUGUGUUGAGGAGGAGACUCGGCGCCACGAGGCCCAGCUGUCAGAGCUCCGAGUCAAACACAGCACUGCCAUAGACAGCCUCCAGGAACAGCUGGACAAUAGCAAGAGAGCACGCCAGUCACUGGAGAAGGCCAAGACGGUGCUGGAGGAAGAGAGGCAGAAUUUGAUAUCUGAGCUCAAGAGCCUCCAAACGGGACGCACAGAGAGCGAGCGAGGCCGCAAGAGGGCCGAGGGCCAGUUGCAGGAGCUCAGCGCUCGAUUGGCUCAGGCUGACAGAGAGAGGGAGGAGCGGGAAGAGAGAGUGCACAAACUACAGUGUGAGAUAGAGACUAUCUCCAACAGUUUGUCCUCCUCUGAAACCAAAUCCCUUCGGCUCACCAAGGAGGUUAGCAGCCUGGAGAGCCAACUGAAUGAUGCAAAGGAAUUGCUUCAAGAUGAAACUCGUCAAAAGAUGGCUCUUGGCUCAAGGGUGCGAGCGCUGGAGGAGGAGAAGAAUGGACUCAUGGAAAGACUUGAGGAGGAAGAAGAGAGAGCCAAAGAGUUAACCCGGCAGAUCCAGACCCAUACCCAGCAGCUGGCAGAGGUCCGUAAGCAGUCAGAGGAGGUGAACACUGCGGUAGAAUCCGGAGAGGAGAUGCGCAGAAAACUCCAGAGAGAGCUCGACAGCGCCAUCCAGAGGGAGCGACAGAGGGAGGAGGAGAAGGAGAGAGUAGAGAGGCAGAGGGAGCGACUGAGGGAGGAAAUAGAGGACAUGACGUUGGCCCUGCAGAGGGAGAGACAGAACUGCACGGCGCUGGAGAAGAGGCAGAAGAAGUUCGACCAGUGUCUGGCAGAGGAGAAGGCGGUGAGCGCUCGGCUGGCAGAGGAAAGGGACAGAGCAGAAGCAGACAGUCGAGAGAAGGAGACCAGACACCUGGCACUUUCCCGAGCCCUGCAGGAGGCCCAGGAUCAGAAGGAAGAGCUAGAGAGGGUCAACAAACAGCUCCGUCUGGAAAUGGAACAGCUUGUAAACCAGCAAGACGAUGUCGGCAAGAAUGUCCACGAGCUGGAGCGGACCCGCAGGGCCUUGGAAACAGAAGCCCAGAACCUGCGAGUUCAGACUCAGGAGCUGGAGGAGGAGCUUUCAGAAGCAGAGAACUCAAGGCUGAGGCUGGAGGUCACCCUGCAAGCGCUUAAGGCUCAGUUUGAGAGGGAGAUAAGCACCAGUGAGGAGAAGGGAGAGGAGAAGAGGAGGGCGCUAAGCAAACAGGUGAGGGAGUUGGAGAUUCAGCUGGAGGAGGAGAGAAGUCAGCGGUCUCAGGCCGUUUCAUCCAAGAAGCAGCUAGAAGCAGAACUGCAGGAAACUGAGGCCCAGUUGGAGACAUCCAGCCGUGGAAAAGAGGAAGCUGUGAAGCAGCUACGGAGGCUGCAGGGUCAGAUGAAGGAAAUUCUGCGUGAGUUUGAUGAGUCCAAGUUGGCUCGAGAUGAGAUCAUCACACAGUUGAAAGACAGCGAAAAGAAGAUCCAAACCCUAGAAGCGGAAGUCCUGCAGUUGACUGAGGAACUUUCGGUAUCAGAGAGGCAGAGGAGACAAGCUCAGCAGGAGAGGGACGAGAUGGCCGAUGAGAUGGUCAACAGCAGUUCUGGAAAGACGGCACUGUGUGAAGAGAAGAGGAGGUUAGAGGCACGAGUCAGUCAGCUGGAGGAGGAGCUGGAGGAGGAGCAGAGUAACUCUGAGCUGCUAGCAGAGAGACAAAGGAAGACCGCUCUGCAGGUGGAGACUCUGACGGUGCAGCUGCAGGGAGAGAGGACUCUGGCCCAGAAGGCGGAGGCGGCUCGGGAGCAGCUGGAGAGGCAGAACAAGGAGCUGAAGGCCCGACUGGGAGAGAUGGAGGGAGCAGUGAGGGGCAAACACAGACUCAGCGUCGCCGCCCUGGAGGCCAAGAUAGAGUCGAUGGAGGAGCAGCUGGAGCAGGAGAGACAGGAACGAGCUAUUGCCAACAAACUGGUGCGGAAGACAGAGAAGAAACUGAAGGAGGUGAUGAUGCAGGCAGAGGACGAGAGACGACAUGCAGACCAGUACAGAGAACAGCUGGAUAAGUCAAUGGUCCGUCUGAAGCAGCUGAAGAGGCAGCUGGAGGAGGUGGAAGAGGAGAACUCUCGCUCCAACGCCCAGAGGAGGAAGCUGCAGAGGGAGCUGGAGGAGCUCACCGACAGCGGGCAGAGCAUGACGCGAGAGAUCACCUCUCUCCGCAGCCAGCUCAGCAUCCCUGAAUGGCGUGCUCCGUUGCCCCUGUCGAUGCGUGGACGCAGAGCGCUGGUAGACGACCUCUCGCUGGAGAACUCCGACUCGGAGGAGCCUCCUGCCUCGCCGACGCCCUCCUCUGGACUCCCAGGGACCCCAACUCCCUCCUCUGACCACAGCCUUGACCCUCCGCCUCCCUACACCGUCAACAACACAGAGUGAUGCAGUCACAGAUUCACAUAAUGUACACACACACACACACACACACACAUCUGCCUCUCAGGGGUGAAGGAAUGGCAUGCACACAGUACAUUAUACGACAGUUUAUAAGUAAGUAAGUAAGUAAGUAAACUGAUUGAAGAUGCAAACAUCAGGCGCUAUAACUUUCAAACAACCUCACUGAUAAAAUUAGAUUUUACAAAGAGGCAACUCAAACUGAUUUUUAUUUUGUAACAAAUGUGACAUAAAGAAACAACAAAACAGAGACUGGAAAUUUCUACAUGACAUCUUGUAAUUCACUUCUGAGAAACUAAAGUACAUCUACCAGACUUCCAAGGGGAAAGUGAAUUAUUAUCAGCUAAUUUCUUGAUGCUGUACAGUGAUUAGGAGGCGGAAAACAUGAUGGUAGCUAUGUCUUUUACAUUAGGAGGUAUUUUAAAACUAAGCCAUGUUCAACCCUUUGAUGAGGAAUUCCCUUUGAAUCUGAUUUCACAAAGGGCUACUUGAGCACGAAAAUACUUCUGCAAGGUGUUAAGACAAUCUAUAUACAUGUAACACAGUCGCUAACAAGAGACAUCAAGUGCACACACGGGGCAGAGAAGUCAUCUUCUUUAUGAGUGUGUGUUAUGAGCAAAUAUGAUUUCUGACAUCUUCAGUGUGUCAGUUUUUUUAAAAAAAACACAAAUGAGGACAUUGGAAUUAUCAAGCAGAGAGAAAAAUUAAAAAGUGGAGGACAUUUUACAUGAGUUAGCAAAAGAGAGAUGACAAUUAGUAUCCAGUACCUAAAUAAUUAAAUGUUUAUUGGAAAUGAUCAGAAAAUGGGAAGCAUUAGUUUCAUCUCAAUUUGUCAAAACUGUAGAGACAAACAGCCGUGAAAAGCAGCCAAUAUGCAGUACAGCUGCUUCAAAGUUGUUCUAAGUGAUAAAUCCUUUUUCUGUAGGUUAGAAACGGUAUGUUGUUAGACAGAUCAGUAGGUAUUAGAUAGUUUCUUUAACUAAUAUUUGAACAUAUUGCUUCAGAAAUUUGAAUUUGUAUAAUUUAUAUCCGAUGUGAACUUAAGUUAUUUUCUGUACGUGGGGGGAGGGGGCAUGUUAGUCUGAUUCUUUGGCCUCCUGCUGGCCCUGAUGAUUCAUACUUUUCAGUUUCGGUCAGCGUCACAGCAUCAGGUCUCAUGGAGGUCUUUUCUGAGGGUUAACUGGUUUGAUUCAGAGUGUCUACCAUGUCAGCGUAACUAGAAACAACAUGUUGAGAACUGUAUUAACUGAUCGGUUUUUUUUUCCUCCCAAGCAGAACGAAUUGUGACUCAUAAACUCCUCACAUUUUAUUUUGACAGGCACUUUGUACAUUGUAAUUUUGAUUUUUUACUGAGUAAUUGUAAAUUAUUGAUCAAAGCUCUUUUUGUGUGUUUAACCAAAUGGUGGGCGUAUGGAUGAGAAAAAGGGACUUAAAACUGUAGUUAGUGUAGAGUAGCUGUAGAGUAGAGUAGAUGACAGGGGUAGUGGCUGGUUAGGUAUUCUGCUGGAGCUUUUCUUAGCAGAAUAAACUCUCUGCUCACAGUUCCUCUGCAGAAGAUUGUAGAAUAACUGAGCACGAGACUCAGAGCAUUUUCAGAUACUAGUAGUAUUAGAUUUAAAAAAAAAAAUGACAGCGGAGGAACUGAGGAAUGAAUUUUUAUGAUGCAAAUGGCAAGUAGAACAAAAAGUAGGGGUGUUUUUUUUGUACCCUGGCUACCAACUCAAAAUGACAGUCAUGUGUUUGGUAUCAGCCAGACACAAGCAGCUUGAUGACCCUGUUGUGUCAAACCUGGUUUUAGAGAUGAUUUUUUUUUUUUUUUAAUUUUAUGUAAAACGUCUCCAUUUUUCUCUGCAGGUUUUUGUUUCUGGUUAGUUUAACCUUCUUCAGCACCUGUUUGCCUGUCAUAGCUUUAAGUCUGGCCAGGAAGUUAAUGUGAUGUCUGUAGUUUUUGACAUACACACAAAUAGCAGUCUUUUAAAGGAGUAGUUUAACAGUUUGGGGAAUACGCAUAUUUUAGUUAGAUUUAGUUAGUUGAGACGAUAAGUAUUAAUGUCUGUACGGGAGAAAUGAAGCUACAGCUAGCAGCUGCUUAGCUUAGCAUGAGGACUGGAAACAGUGAGCCAACCAGCCUGGCUCUGUGCAAAGGUAACAAAAUACCAGCACAUCUGAACCAAAACAAAUUGCAUCUAUGUUUUUGAGGGGCCGGACUAUUUCUUGACAGGCGCAGUAAGCGGAGACUCCUGGGAGGCACUGCAGCCGACGAAGAAGUAGCCUGGCAAAUAAUUCAGCAUAAAAUUGCAAAAUGUCUUUUUUGCAAGUUUUUUUUAUGCAGAUUAAACAAACAAGAUUAAAUGUGAGAACUGCUGAGCUUCAGUGGGUUAGUUUUGUUAGCUCAAGUCAUCCGACUGUAGCUUCAUGUUUAUUUUACCGACACGAAAAUGGUAACAAUUCUCAUUUAACUGAACAGCAAGAAAGCAAAUAAGUGUAUUUCCAGAAAUGUAGAGCUAUUCCUUUAAAUUAUAAAGAAUGUCACUGGAGCUUUAGCUUUCAAUUGGAACUAAAGAAGGAUAAAUAUUGUGUAACUGAAAUCACAAAUGUUUUUUCUGAUUCUCUGAAUGUUUUCUUUUUAUUCUGGUUAUAUAUAUCUUAUAUGACUAAAGAUUAAUGGUCAUGUUUAUAUUUAAUUACUGUUCCCUCUCUUGCUUUAAUUUUAAAAUAAAAGGUGUAUAUUUUAACAAAACAGUAAUUCAAAGGUAAUAUCUGCAUUGACGAAACAAGAACAAUGAGUGUGUACAAACAUCCCAUGUGUAUCCAUAUUUUCAUAAAUUUUAGGGUUUUGUUUUGUUUUUUUUUUGUUUUUUUGUCAUGCCAGGUUCACCGCGAUUCACACUAAGUGGCAGGUGAAGAAAGAUCAAAGCAGUUGGGUCAAGACAGAGUUUGACUACUGACAACACAUAUGUAACACCCUGUUAACGGGUUUUGUUUUUUACUUUCUGUACGUACAAUGUUUUGAUUUUAGCAAUAUGCAAAGGAUUUUGUCUGACACUUUGUUUUUGUUUUGUUUUUUAAAAGGUAUCGUGUAAAUGCUGCACUUUACACACGACCAGUGCAGAUGAACCCAGCUGAACACUGCUGGCGCAUUGUGUCUGCUUUGUGGGGUCUUAAAGAGGCUGACAUAGCAUUAAGCCAAAUGAGCUGACGCCACGUGUCAUCACAAUACAAUCUGUCGCUCACUUAAAUGUUGUAGUCUCAGAAUGUCAUAUCAGCGUCUAAACAUGGCGACUUCGUUCACGCCUUGAUAGACCAAAAUCUGAAGACGCGUGGACUGAACUGCUGGAACGAGAACAGAAAACAUCUGUUCAUCUGUAGCAAGAGACGAGGCCGAUGCUUCUCUGAGGUGUUAUUUUUCUCUCUGUAUUUGUUUAUGGCUACUGUGGAACUUGAAACGUUUUGAAAAAAUGUGUUUUAUUGUUUUAGCCUUUUUUUGUUAAUGAUGCUGUAAUUAUAAAACAUCUGACUGGGGUUAACUUUAAUAUAUGUCGUUGGUAUUGA
Scatophagus argus is the source of this 10171-nucleotide messenger RNA. It is a transcript of the gene myh14, whose product is annotated as myosin, heavy chain 14, non-muscle. Gene Ontology annotation, molecular function: actin filament binding; ATP binding; cytoskeletal motor activity. The record is from RefSeq and is a predicted model, not a curated record. NCBI's taxonomy places the organism in Eukaryota, Metazoa, Chordata, Actinopteri, Scatophagidae. Bases 440 to 6607 code for a protein of 2055 amino acids. Gene Ontology annotation, cellular component: myosin complex. The transcript has 46 exons.